AUGUCUUCCGCAUCUUCUGUGUCUAGCAUCAAGAAAGAAGUCACGCACUUCUCAACAGUCGAGUUGACUUCUGAAUCUAUCUCGUCAUGCAACAGCUCCGAUCUUGAGCAAGCAAGCCAGACCACGGACGACAUCCCCAAUGGUGGCCUGGUCGCUUGGUUGCAAGUCCUUGGUGCAUUCUUCCUCUGGUUCAACACAUGGGGUCUUGUUAAUGCCUUUGGAUCAUUCGGUACUUAUUAUGCACUUGGUCCUCUACGAGAGUAUCCAUCAUCGACUAUUGCAUGGAUCGGAUCUAUUCAGGCCUACCUUAUGUUGCUUGCAGGUGCUUUGACCGGACCUCUGUUCGAUGCAGGCUAUUUCCGCAUGCUCCUUAUCACAGGCUCGUCGCUCAUCGUGCUUGGUAUGGCAACGACCAGUGUGUCCACCAAGCUCUGGCAAAUCAUGCUAUCUCAAGCCUUUGCCGUUGGUCUGGGUCAAGGAUGUCUAUUUUCUCCUUCGCUUGCCAUUCUAUCUACGUACUUCUCAGAGAAGAAGUUCUUCAUCGCUAUGGGAUUGGCUGCUGCAGGUAGCGGUCUCGGAGGUACCAUCUACCCGAUCGUUUUCCAUACGCUCCAACCAAAGAUUGGCUUCGCAGCUGCCACUCGCGUGAUCGCAUACAUCGUCUUGGGCACCCUUCUCGUGUCGAACCUCGUGCUCCGCGUACGCACUCUGUCUUCCCACAGACGUAAGAUUUUCGACAUGGAUGCUUGGAGAGAGCCCGCCUUCACUGUCUACGUAAUCGGCUCCAUGAUCGCCUUCCUUGGAACUUGGACGCCAUUCGUUUACAUCGAAGUCUAUGCCUUGCGCUAUGGUAUCACGUCCAAAGAACUCGCUUUCUACCUUCUUCCCAUCAUCACCGCUGGUUCUAUCUUCGGAAGAGUAGGACCCAACCUUGUCGCCGCUCGAAUUGGUCUCUUCAACGUUGUCAUUCCUUGCGUUCUGACCACUGGAGCUCUGGCUUUCUGCUUCAUCCCAGCAAAGACACAAUCAUCAUUGAUUGCAGUUUCCUGUCUUUAUGGUUUCUUUUCAGGUUCCAUUGUUUCAAUCAUCCCUGCUCUUGGUGUCUCAAUUUCGCCUAGCAGAGCUGACAUUGGAACGCGAAUCGGUAUGGCUUGUGCGACAAUUGGUCUUGGUAUGCUUGCUGGCACGCCAAUUUCUGGCGCCAUAUUGAGUAAACACGGUUUCACAGCCACUUGGGCUUUCUCAGGUGCGGCUGCGAUUGUAGGGGCCUGCUUUUUGGUGGCAUCACGAUUACUUCAUGGUGGCAUGGUGCUGAGGAAGAAGAUAUGA
Aureobasidium melanogenum CBS 110374 is the source of this 1329-nucleotide messenger RNA. Its product is annotated as MFS general substrate transporter. Gene Ontology annotation, molecular function: transmembrane transporter activity. Gene Ontology annotation, cellular component: fungal-type vacuole membrane. NCBI's taxonomy places the organism in Eukaryota, Fungi, Ascomycota, Dothideomycetes, Dothideales, Saccotheciaceae. Bases 1 to 1329 code for a protein of 442 amino acids. The record is from RefSeq and is a predicted model, not a curated record. The transcript has 3 exons. Gene Ontology annotation, biological process: transmembrane transport.